AUGGGAAGGGUUGUGCGUGCCAUCGCGAGAGACGGCACCGCUGGAGAGGCUUCUGCCGAGAAAGUGCCGUUGGGCCAGACGUCCGAGGCCACUGAAACUGGCCAGCCGGAGUCUCCCGUGGAGAAUGAGUACGCCGAAGACAGCUCUGACGAGGAGGACAUCCGCAACACGGUGGGCAACAUCCCCAUGGAGUGGUACCAGGACUUCCCACACAUCGGGUAUGACUUGCACGGCAAGAAGAUCUUCAAGCCCAUCCGCACGAAGGACGAGCUGGACCGCUUCCUGGAGAAGAUGGAGAGCCCCGACUACUGGCGGACCGUGCAGGACAAAAUGACGGGCGCAGACGUGAAGCUGACCGACGAACAGGUGGAGCUGGUGACCCGUCUCCAGAGGGGCCACUUCGGGGAGGUGAAGUUCAACCCUUACGAGCCGGCCGUGGACUUCUUCAGCAGCCAGGUGAUGCUGCACCCGGUGACCAACCGCCCAGCGGACAAGCGGAGCUUCAUCCCCUCCCUCAUCGAGAAGGAGAAGGUCUCCAGGCUGGUCCACGCCAUCAAGAUGGGCUGGAUCAAGCCCCGGAAGCCCGCGGAGGACACGCCCGCCUUCUAUGACCUGUGGGCCCAGGAGGACCCCAACUCCAUCCUGGGCCGGCACAAGAUGCACGUGCCGGCCCCGAAGCUGCCCCUGCCUGGCCACGAGGAGUCCUACAACCCCCCGCCAGAGUACCUGCCCACAGAGGAGGAGAAGCUGGCCUGGGAGGAGCAGGAGGCCUCCGAGCGCAAGCGGAACUUCCUGCCCCAGCGCUUCCGCUGCCUGCGCCAGGUGCCAGCCCACCCCCGGUUCAUCCAUGAGCGCUUCGAGCGCUGCCUCGACCUCUACCUGUGCCCGCGCCAGAGGAAGAUGCGGGUCAACGUGGACCCCGAGGACCUGAUUCCCCGGCUGCCCAAGCCGCGAGACCUGCAGCCCUUCCCCACGGCGCAGGCCCUGGUCUACCGGGGCCACACCAGCCUCGUGCGCUGCCUCAGCAUCUCCCCACAUGGCCAGUGGCUGGCGUCAGGCUCUGACGACGGCACGGUGAAGUUCUGGGAGGUGUGCUCGGCGCGCUGCGUGAAGACCGUCCCCGUGCGCGGGGCCGUCAAGAGCCUCGCCUGGAACCCCAGUCCCCUCCUCUGCCUGGUGGCCAUCGCCGUGGAGCAGUCGGUACUCCUGCUGAACCCCGGCCUGGGGGACACGCUGCUGCGCGAAGCCACCGACCGGCUGCUCGGCAGCUACGUGGCCCCCGAGGAGGCGCGUCCGCAGCCCGUCGCGUGGGAGGAGGCCUCCGGAGAGGACUGGCGCCAGGGCGUGCGGCUCGUCGUCAAGCACGGGAAGCCGCUGACGCAGGUGGCGUGGCACGGCAAGGGCGACUACUUUGCCAGCGUGGCGGCCGACAACAGCCACCUGCAGGUGCUGCUGCACCAGGCCAGCAAGCGCUGGAGCCAGGCGCCCUUCCGCCGCAGCAGGGGCCCCGUGCAGCGCGUGCUCUUCCACCCGGCGCGGCCCUUCCUCUUCGUGGCCACCCAGCGCUGCGUCCGUGUCUACAACCUCCUGCGGCAGGAGCUGGCCAAGAAGCUGCUGCCCAACUGCCAGUGGGUGUCCAGCAUGGCUCUGCACCCGGGAGGCGACAACCUGAUCUGCGGCAGCUACGACAGCAAGCUCGCCUGGUUCGACCUGGACCUGUCCACCAAGCCCUACCGCGUGCUGAGGCACCACAAGGCGGCGCUGAGGGCGGUGGCCUUCCACCCGCACUACCCGCUCUUCGCCUCGGGCUCGGACGACGGCAGUGUCAUCGUGUGCCACGGCAUGGUCUACAAUGACCUGCUCCAGAACCCGCUCAUCGUGCCCGUGAAGGUGCUGAAGGGCCACGCGCCAGCCCAUGAGCUGGGCGUCCUGGACGUCCUCUUCCACCCCAGCCAGCCCUGGCUCUUCUCCGCGGGGGCCGACGGCACCAUCCGCCUCUACACGUAGCCGGCCACCCCUCCCCUCCCCUCCCGCGGGGCUCUCUGCGUCUCUGGCUGCAGCCCGACGGGCCCGGCGGCCCCAGGCCGAGGGACAGCGCACUCGUUCAACUCCCCGGGUGCAGAAUCCUUCCUCGCCUGGGCACGGGCGGGAACGGGAGGAAGGGGCAGGCCCCCCAGGCGCCUUGGGGAGGCGGCCCACCAGCUUCACCUUCUGCCUGCACCCCAGGAGGGGGAGCCGGUCCCCGAGAAGUGUUUCGGCGCCUCGUCUCUUCCGCCACGUGCCCGGGGGCUUGAGGGUCUGCCCCUCCCAGCUGUACUGCGUGGUCUCUCUCUCUCUCUCUCUGUCACUGCGUGGUUUAAACUUGCGUUUUUUCAACA
This is a messenger RNA of Varanus komodoensis (Komodo dragon), 2378 nucleotides long. It is a transcript of the gene BOP1, whose product is annotated as BOP1 ribosomal biogenesis factor. Gene Ontology annotation, cellular component: PeBoW complex; preribosome, large subunit precursor. The record is from RefSeq and is a predicted model, not a curated record. Gene Ontology annotation, molecular function: protein binding; ribonucleoprotein complex binding. The transcript has 15 exons. Gene Ontology annotation, biological process: ribosome biogenesis; maturation of LSU-rRNA from tricistronic rRNA transcript (SSU-rRNA, 5.8S rRNA, LSU-rRNA). Bases 1 to 2007 code for a protein of 668 amino acids. NCBI's taxonomy places the organism in Eukaryota, Metazoa, Chordata, Lepidosauria, Squamata, Varanidae.